Lacerta agilis (Sand lizard) is the source of this 1484-nucleotide messenger RNA. It is a transcript of the gene ABHD2, whose product is annotated as abhydrolase domain containing 2, acylglycerol lipase. NCBI's taxonomy places the organism in Eukaryota, Metazoa, Chordata, Lepidosauria, Squamata, Lacertidae. Gene Ontology annotation, molecular function: monoacylglycerol lipase activity; acetylesterase activity. The record is from RefSeq and is a predicted model, not a curated record. Gene Ontology annotation, cellular component: sperm plasma membrane; sperm flagellum. The transcript is spliced from 11 exons. Bases 135 to 1466 code for a protein of 443 amino acids. Gene Ontology annotation, biological process: acylglycerol catabolic process; medium-chain fatty acid biosynthetic process; medium-chain fatty acid catabolic process.
GAGGGGUAAGCUGGGAGCCCGAACCAGUCGCGGGUGUGUGGCGGCGUAUCUCGAUGGGAGUCGCAGUCAAGGCAGGGAGCGCCCGGACCGGGCCUACGCAGGUUAACCUUGAUUUGAACAACUUAUUUGCUUAGAUGAUUCCCGAGUUUCCUGCAUUUAAGAAUAAGUGGCACACUGCACAAGAUUUCAAGAUGAAUUCCUUAAUGGAAACCCCUGAGCUGCCGGCAGUAUUCGAUGGGGUGAAGUUGGCUGCUGUAGCUGCUGUUCUUUACAUUAUUGUCCGCUGCUUGAAUCUGAAGAGCCCAACUGCCCCUCCAGAUCUCAUAUACCAAGACACUCCUUUGUCCCGCUUUCUACUCAAGUCAUGCUCUCUUCUAACCAAAGAGUACAUUCCACCUCUGAUCUGGGGAAAGAGUGGGCACAUCCAGACUGCCCUCUAUGGAAAGAUGGGGAGAGUAAGAUCACCGCAUCCUUAUGGACUUCGCAAGUACCUCACAAUGUCAGAUGGUGCAACAGCAACUUUUGACCUCUUUGAACCAUUGGCUGAAAACUGCAUUAAAGAAGAUAUCACAAUGGUAAUUUGCCCAGGAAUAGCCAAUCACAGUGAGAAGCAGUACAUCCGCACCUUUGUUGACUAUUCCCAGAAGAAUGGCUAUCGAUGUGCUGUGCUAAACCACCUUGGAGCUCUGCCAACUAUUGAGCUGACUUCACCACGCAUGUUCACUUAUGGUUGCACCUGGGAAUUUGGAGCCAUGGUGAACUACAUCAGGAAAACUUAUCCUCAGUCCAAACUGGUUGUUGUGGGCUUCAGCCUCGGUGGAAACAUAGUGUGCAAAUAUCUGGGGGAGAACCAGACUAACCAAGAGGGUGUAUUGUGCUGUGUCAGCGUAUGUCAAGGGUACAGUGCACUGAGGGCACAGGAAACCUUCAUGCAAUGGGAUCAGUGUCGGAGAUUUUACAACUUCCUCAUGGCAGACAACUUGAAGAAAAUCAUAUUGUCUCACAGACACACCUUGUUUGCUGAGAGCUCUAAAAAGCCUCAGUGUUUACUAGAGUCAGACUUGAGCAGACUUCACACAGCAACAUCCCUUAUGCAGAUUGAUGACAGUAUCAUGAGGAAGUUCCAUGGCUACAGCACCUUAAAGGAAUACUAUGAACAAGAGAGCUGCCUGCAGUACUUGCAGAAAAUCUUUGUUCCCCUCUUGCUGGUUAAUGCUGCUGAUGACCCUCUGGUGCACGAUAGUCUCUUAUCAAUACCAAAAGCCCUCUCAGAAAAGCGGGAGAAUGUCAUGUUUGUUUUGCCGUUGCAUGGAGGUCACCUGGGUUUUUUUGAGGGUGCAGUACUCUUUCCUGAACCCCUCACCUGGAUGGAUAAGCUUGUGGUCCAAUAUGCCAAUGCCAUCUGUCAGUGGGAGAAGAAUAAAUCACAAUGCUCCGAUACGGAACAAUCAUCUGGCCAAGAAUAAACAGUUCCAAAGACUUCA